GUCACGUUAGGACGUAUGGUUUAUAAAUAUUACACAAAAUGUUUGUUGUGGUAUGGAAAGUGUUCGUUUUGUUAAUCAUUUCACAAGUUCAUAGUGAACCUAUGAAAAUAAAAUCGUAUUCUGAGCAAAAUUCUUGUGAUAUCGGCAAAUUGGCGGAUGAAAUUGCCUCUUAUGAUAAGGUCGUCAAAGAUAUAAUAGAUUACGUCGUGCGCGGCCCUUUCAAAUGGAAGACUUAUGAUGAGUUGGCAAAAUUUGUAGAUUUAUUCGGCGCUCGUCCAUCGGGGUCUAAAGUUCUUGAAGAAUCUAUUGAUUACAUGAUUAAGCUUACUCGUGAGGAGGGAAUAGAACAUAUCGUUACAGAAGAUGUAGAGGUACCUCAUUGGGUUAGAGGAACGGAAAAGUUAACAAUGGUUCAACCAAGAAUAAAGGAUAUUGCAUUACUAGGUCUCGGAAGAAGUAUAAGUACACCGCCAAAUGGUAUUUCAGCAGAAGUCGUAGUGGUGCAUAGUUUCGACGAAUUAGCAAAAAUACCAAACAAAGAGGUAGAAGGAAAAAUUGUUUUGUACGAUCCGAAAUUUACAAGUUAUGGCGAAACCGUUAUAUAUCGAUCUCAAGGUGCUGCCAAAGCUGCAGAAAAAGGAGCUGUUGCAUCUUUAGUUAGAUCGAUUGCCCCAUUUUCAAUAAACACACCACAUACAGGAUCCCAAAAUUAUGACGAAAAAGUGAAAAAGAUACCUACAGCUGCCAUAUCCCUUGAGGAUGCAGAUUUGAUAAGGAGAAUUUAUAAUAGAAAAGAAAAAAUUGUUUUAAAUAUUACAAUGUCGUCAACAUAUGACACAAAAGUUUCUAGAAAUACACUUAUUGAUCUCAAAGGGACUAAUUAUCCUGAACAACUAGUGAUAGUUUCAGGGCAUAUAGAUAGUUGGGAUGUUGGGCAAGGUGCGAUGGAUGACGGCGGUGGUCUUUUUGUUAGUUGGGCAGCACCUGUUAUAUUAAAACGUCUUAACUUAAGACCAAAAAGGACGCUUCGAUCAAUUUUUUGGACUGCUGAGGAGCUUGGUUUAGUAGGUGCCUAUGCGUAUGAAGAAAAACAUAGAAAUGAAAAUAAUAAAAUUAAUUUUAUUAUGGAAUCAGAUGAAGGCACAUUUGCUCCUCGAGGUUUAGAAGUAGCAGGUACUCCAAAAGCACGUUGUAUUGUAGCAGAAAUCUUAAAACUUUUUGAGUCUGUUAAUGCCACAACUUUAGUUGAAUCCAAUAGCCCUGGAUCAGAUAUUACUGUUCUUAUUCAAAAAGGUAUUCCAGGAGCUAGCCUCCAUAAUGCAAAUGAGCGAUAUUUCUGGUUUCACCACACCGAAGGGGAUACCAUGAACGUAGAAGAUCGUGACGAACUUGAUUUAUGUACGGCAUUUUGGACUGCUGUGGCUUACAUUAUAGCCGAUAUUUCUGCUGAUAUACCUCGAUACUGAUAUAUUAUAUUUAUAAACCAUUCUUAUUCAAAUAAAUAGUUUUUUCAUCAAGGAUGAUAGCAUUAAAAUACU
Pararge aegeria (speckled wood butterfly) is the source of this 1538-nucleotide messenger RNA. RefSeq names its product carboxypeptidase Q-like. The record is from RefSeq and is a predicted model, not a curated record. The transcript is spliced from 3 exons. Gene Ontology annotation, molecular function: metallodipeptidase activity. The coding region runs from base 39 to 1466 and encodes 475 amino acids. Gene Ontology annotation, biological process: peptide catabolic process; proteolysis. NCBI's taxonomy places the organism in Eukaryota, Metazoa, Arthropoda, Insecta, Lepidoptera, Nymphalidae.